Molecule: messenger RNA, 1071 nt
Organism: Urocitellus parryii (Arctic ground squirrel)
Lineage: Eukaryota; Metazoa; Chordata; Mammalia; Rodentia; Sciuridae
Product: olfactory receptor 13C2-like
Biological process (GO): G protein-coupled receptor signaling pathway
Cellular component (GO): membrane
Molecular function (GO): G protein-coupled receptor activity; olfactory receptor activity
Source: RefSeq, a predicted model, not a curated record
AUGUCCAUGUGUGUCUCCUCUGUGCUGCACAGAUCUCCGAUUUUCAAAGGGAAAGCAGUUUCAGAGGCAAGCAAAGAGGAUGAUAUAGAGGAAACAAACCAGACAGCCAUGAUGGACUAUGUCCUGCUGGGGCUCCAUGGGCACCAUGACCUAAAGGUGGUCCUGUUGGUGCUUUGCCUGGGCAUCUACUGCAUGAAUCUGCUGGGGAACUCCCUCCUCAUGGUGCUGAUCAUGCUGGACCCCCACCUGCACAACCCCAUGUACUUCUUKCUCAGCAACCUCUCCCUCAUAGACAUCUGUGGCACCUCCUCCUUCAUACCUCUCAUGCUCACCAACUUCCUACAGACCAGAAGUACCAUCUCCUUCCCAGCCUGUGCCCUACAGAUGUUUUUGACCCUGGCUUUGGGCACUACAGAGUGCCUGCUCCUGGCUGCGAUGGCCUAUGACCGUUAUGUGGCUAUCUGCCACCCACUCAGGUACACAGAGCUCAUGACUSSACAKAUGUGCAURCAGAUGGSAGCRCUGAGCUGGGRGACAGGCUUUGUCAAYUCACUGCUACAGUCCAUCCUGAUCUGGYGMCUCCCCUUCUGUGGCCACAAUGUCAUCAACCACUUCUUCUGUGAGAUCUUAGCAGUGCUGAAACUCGCCUGUGGGGACAUCUCCCUUAAUGCCCUGGUAUUGAUGGUGGCUACAACCAUCCUGACAGUGACCCCUCUCYUGCUCAUCUGYCUCUCCUACAUUUUCAUCCUGGCUGCCAUCUUUYGGGUUCCCUCURCUUCAGGCCRGCGCAAAGCCUUCUCCACCUGCUCUGCACACCUCACAGUGGUGGUGAUUUUCUAUGGGACCAUCUCCUUCAUGUACCUCAAGCCUAAGGCAAAGAAUCCCAAUGUGGAUAAGAUUAUCACACUGUUUUAUGCCGCUGUGACACCCUCACUGAACCCCAUCAUCUACAGCCUAAGAAAUGCAGAGGUGAAAGCAUCUGUCACAGCUCUGCUUGGGGGAGGUCUGCUCACUAGAAAAUUCUCCCACGUUUACUGUUGCCCUCUGACUCUGUCAGUCAACAUGAGCUAG